AUGUUCGACCAGCUUAACGUCCCUCGAACCGCCAUAGCGACAGACAAUCCCGUCCUCUUCGACGAUGGACGUGCUGCCAUGGAGUUCUACACACCAUCAAACAAGUACUUUGGGAGACAAAUUAUACCGGUCGGGAACAGAUGGAGUGAUGGAACCCGAAGCUUUAUGGCCCCGGUCGCGCACUACCAUCUACUGCAGACCGAAACUUUCCACGUCGAGUCCGGGCGUGGUCUCUGGUAUCUCAAAGGCAAGACCAUCGAGCGCAGUGCAGGUCAAGACAUCACCAUCCCCAAGUACACCUGGCACACCUUUGAGAACCACCCGGACAGCGCGGAACCACUGGUGAUCCUCUACCGUUACGAUUCGCAACGAUUCAUCAUGGAGGAGUCUUUCUUUCGGAACACCCUGACUUACCUGUGGGACUGCGGCCGUGCUGGAGUGGAGCCAAGUGUACUGCAGCUCAGCGUCUUCAUUGUGGCCGCCUGGAUGCCUGCGGACUUUGUUCAGUGUCCCGGGGACUAUCUGAGCUGCUUUGUCAACACCUUGGCAAUGUGGAUGUUUGCUUUCAUUGGGAGAUUCGUCUAUGGGUACAAGUCGACAUAUCCAGAAUAUUGGGAUGAGGAGUACAUCCGAACGCGCAUUGGCGAGGAGUCCAAGAAGGCAGCUUGA
Molecule: messenger RNA, 669 nt
Organism: Saxophila tyrrhenica
Lineage: Eukaryota; Fungi; Ascomycota; Dothideomycetes; Mycosphaerellales; Extremaceae
Exons: 2
Coding region: 1-669 (222 amino acids)
Source: RefSeq, a predicted model, not a curated record